Messenger RNA from Beta vulgaris subsp. vulgaris (sugar beet), 1573 nucleotides. RefSeq names its product kinase-interacting family protein. The record is from RefSeq and is a predicted model, not a curated record. The transcript is spliced from 3 exons. Gene Ontology annotation, molecular function: actin binding. NCBI's taxonomy places the organism in Eukaryota, Viridiplantae, Streptophyta, Magnoliopsida, Caryophyllales, Amaranthaceae. Bases 207 to 1331 code for a protein of 374 amino acids.
GUUUUUGAGAACUCAACUACGAUAGUGACUACUACUACUACAGACUACAGUACUACUCCCCUGUUUUUUUUUUAUCCUCUUUCAAACUCAAAAAGUUACUCCUUACAAAAUUAAAAGAGAACCCGUUCACUUGAAUUCAAUUUUUCAGAUUUAUCACUGUCUCACUCUCACCCUCUCUCAAGACGUUCUUCUUUGAUUCUGUUGGUAUGGAAGUCGAAGGUAUGAAGAGGACGACGACGAAGCGGUGGAAAACACUUGAUGACAGUGGAGGUUAUUCAAUUCAAAUGGAGUUACGGCGGGUAUCCUGCUGUAGUAGGCCGGCUUGGCUACUAAACACCCUUGCUGAUCUAGACCAGAAGAUAACAACCUUAGUCCAUAGCUCUAACAAGGACAAAGAUGAAGGUGAAGCAGAUACAUUUGCUCAAAGAGCGGAGAGUUAUUACCAGCAAAGACCCCAAUUGUUAUCUCUUCUCUUAGACCUCUACAAUGCCUAUCUUUCGUUGGCAGAACGCUAUUGUCAAUCUCUGCACAAACAUCAUAAUCAUCCCCCUAUAUAUCACCACAGGGCCGUUUCCUCCUCUGAGAACGUCUCAGUUUCUUCUUUCCAUGACAACCCCAGUGAAGAAGACUGCCAAUCUGAAGCUGAAAGCUCACUUUCCUACCAAUUACCAUCCGGAUCAUCAGUUUCAGUAAUUCCUGAGUACAAUCAUAGUGAUGAAAUCAUAUCCGAGUUAGUCAUCAAGAAUGUGGAGUAUGAUCUUAUGGUUGAUGAGCUUGUGAUGAUGGAAAGGCAAGGCCAUGAUUCUUCAAGGAAGAUAGAGUUACAGAGGAGCCUCUUGGAGGUUCUAGAAUCCGAGAGGAUGAUUCUUUUGAAUGAAAAUGCGGGAUUGAGGUAUAAAGUUGGUGCUCUAAUUGAAGAGAACAAGGGAUUAGCUUCAGAGUCCAUGUUCAUGAAGAGGAAAGCAGGAGAGUUAGCUAGGUGUGUAUUAAAGAUGAGGGAGAAUCACCGAGUUUGUAUGCUUAGUCGUAAAAUUGAGGAGCUUCAAGGUAAGAUUUUCGGGUUGGAGAGGAGGAACCGAGAGUAUCAUCAACAACUGGUGAAGCGCGAUAAGAUACAAUGCUCUUCAUGCAAAGAAACUAGUACGAGUAUGGGGGAGGACGUGAAGAGCAAAGAUGUGGAGGGUGUGAGCACAGAAGCUUGCUUUGAAGGAGAGAGAGAAAGAGGCAUUGACAAGAAAGGUGUCAAAUUUUCUAAGUUGUGGAACAAGGUUAAGAAUUCUGAUCUCUUGUUUCUUUGUACACCGCAUCCCUCGAAGUCCGUUGCUCACUGAGUACUGUAAUAUGUUGCUACUUAUAGCUUAGGUUAUUUGAUACCAUGAGUGUUAAUUUGGUAGAAUUUUAAUCUCAAUGGUAUGUUGGUGCUUGGAUCUUGGUCUUAGUAUUUUCUCAGAAAUAGCAAGCCUAAAGGAAGUAUAUUUGUAGAAUCAAUAAAUUAGUAGUGCCUAAUAUAUUUUGUAAUCGCAUGUAACUACAAGUUAACAAAUUAUAUUUAUGUAAUUUUUGCUUCGGUGCA